This is a messenger RNA of Trichomonas vaginalis G3, 1269 nucleotides long. RefSeq names its product tetratricopeptide repeat domain domain-containing protein. The coding region runs from base 1 to 1269 and encodes 422 amino acids. Lineage: Eukaryota; Parabasalia; Trichomonadida; Trichomonadidae. The transcript has a single exon. Gene Ontology annotation, biological process: ERAD pathway. The record is from RefSeq and is a predicted model, not a curated record. Gene Ontology annotation, molecular function: protein binding. Gene Ontology annotation, cellular component: endoplasmic reticulum membrane.
AUGAAUCAUCAAGACGAACCUGAAUUAAUGAUCGAUCCAAAGUUCCAGGAUGUUUAUCCAUGGGAAUUAACACCAACUGGCCCAUAUAUCGUCCUUACAAUCCAUUAUGUUGAAGGUUUCGAUCCAUCAAAAGUUACAAUGAAGGUCAGUGAUAAAAAGGAUGCCAUUUCUGUACGCUAUCCAGAACAGCCACCAAUUGUCGAAGGUAAGCUUUUCGGAGAAGUCAAAGAUGUCGUAAUGAAAAUUAAUGAAGAAGAGAAGCAAAUUACAAUUACAUUCUCUCUCAUUAAGGAACUCAUCCCAGAUCUCAUCUGUACAGAUAUGCACCCAGAAACCCAUAUGUUGGAUCCACUUUCAUCAUUCCUUAUCUUCAACAAGUAUUCUCAAUCGAAAGAUGAUAACCUUAAGAACGGAUGCUUCAAGUACCUUGAGUUCGGCAUAAAUGCAGGCUUCCUUCCAGCUUUAUUAACUGCAGCCGACAUUUUCGCUCGCAUCCCACAGCUUUCCAGCAAUGCCGUCGAAUUACUUAUUACAGCCGCUGACAAGUACAACGCUGCCCCAGCACAGCUCCAACUUGGUCUCAUGAUGAUGAAUCAGCCAAACUUCAAAGAGCGUUCUUUCCAAUACAUCGAACGCGCUGCCCAAGACAAGUCCAUCUCCAUUGCUUCCGUCAUCCUCGGCAUCAUGCUUUCCCCAAUUACUGACAUGGAAUCACCAAAGAAAGACGCAAAAAGAGCUGUCGAAAUUUUCAAUGAAGUCCUUGAGAAAGAACGCAAUCCAUUGGCCCUCCACGAACUCGCCAUGCUCUACUUCAAUGGUAUCGGCGUUGAGAAGGACGAAGAGAAGGCAAAGACACUCAACGAAGAAGCUUCAAAGCUCCAGAACGGUCAAAUCCCAGCUCUCGAAGUUCGUGACGAAACAUACGUUCCAAAGCCAAUGAUCGAUGACGGCUGCGGCUGUGGAUGUUGCCACUGCCAUGAUGAACCAGAUGAACAUGAUCAUUGUGGAUGUGGUUGCUGCCAUGAAGAGCCACACGAACAUGAUCAUUGUGGAUGUGGUUGCUGCCAUGAAGAGCCACACGAGCACGAUCAUUGUGGAUGUGGUUGCUGCCAUGAACAUGAAGAAGGAGGAAAGAAAGAAUGUGAUGGAAAAGGUGGUUGUGGAUGUGGAAACUGCCAUUGCCAUGACGGUGAGAAGAAGGAGUGCUGUGGUAAGUGUGAUGGAAAGGGUGGCUGUGGUGGUAACUGCCAUUGCCAUGAUCACAAUUAA